Engraulis encrasicolus (European anchovy) is the source of this 2853-nucleotide messenger RNA. RefSeq names its product protein phosphatase 1, regulatory (inhibitor) subunit 1C (gene ppp1r1c). Gene Ontology annotation, biological process: intracellular signal transduction. Lineage: Eukaryota; Metazoa; Chordata; Actinopteri; Clupeiformes; Engraulidae. The record is from RefSeq and is a predicted model, not a curated record. Gene Ontology annotation, cellular component: cytoplasm. The coding region runs from base 209 to 1138 and encodes 309 amino acids. Gene Ontology annotation, molecular function: protein phosphatase inhibitor activity. The transcript is spliced from 7 exons.
UGCACUCUCAUCCCCUCUCUUUCUCUCUCUCUCUCUCUCUCUCUCUCUCUCUCUCUCUCUCUCUCUCUCCCUCACGCAUCCUCACUCUCCUUCACUCCCUCCCUCCCUCCCCUCUCAUCUACUCUCCUCUCCUAUCCUAUCCUCUCCUCUCCUCUCUUCCCGGUCCUCUCUGUCUUUCGCUCUGCCCGUCCUGCAAGGAAAGGAUAGCAUGGAGCCCAACAGUCCCAAGAAGAUCCAGUUCUCGGUGCCACUCUUCCAGAGCCAACUGGACCCGCAGGCGUCAGAACAUAUCCGAAAGAGAAGGCCCACACCUGCCACUCUGGUUAUCUACAAUGACCCCAACACAUCCGCGGAUGACAAGCUGACACCCAGCGGCCAGGGAGAGCAGACUCCAGGCACACAGCAGCUCUCGCCUGCACAGAGGAAACAGAGUGUCUACACGCCGCCCACCAUGAGAGAGCUACAGCUGGUGGUGGAGCAGCACUUCCAGCGUCAGGAGCAGCAACAGCAGGAUGGUGGAGGUGGAGCUCUCUCCUCCGACAGCCCCGACACGCCCAGCCCCGUCACGGCACCGCAGCAGCGCCACGCCCACGGCCACGGUCACGGGCACGGUCACGCUGCCAUGCCAACAGCCCCGCCGUGGCAAAACCACAACUACCCCGAGCCCAAUGGCAAUGACCGCAGUAGCAGCAACAGCAACAGCAGUAGUAGCCAGUCAAUCGGCACGCUGGGUAGCCCCGUUAGCUGCACUAGCAGCAGCAGCAGCACUGCCGUGGGGGGGAGAGACCAUCAGGCAGAAAGCCAUGGAGCGCAUGGGGAAGACAGGAACCCCAUCACCACCUCAACUCCACAAACCCACCCUCACCCUCACCCUCACCCUCACCCACAUCCGCAUCCACACCCACACCCACACCCGCUGCCCACCUCGCUGUCCCGCCAGGCCCUCUCUCACCUGGACCCGCUGUCUGAGGACGAGGAGCCCUCAGCUCCCCCACGCCGUAAAGACACACCCUACCAGCACCAGCCCCCCUUCACGCCAGGAGUGAAGCAGAUGAAGACACAGACAGAGGCCGACUCGUCCUUCGUGGAGGAAGAGGAGGCUGUCAGUGACCAGGAGGAAGAAAGUGGCACAGUGUGAACGCAGCGCAGCACGUCUAUACAAAGGGCCUGAGUUGCAUGGAGGUUUUAAUGAGCUAGUUUUUUCUCUCUCUAAAGUGACUUUCAGUUUUAAACAAAGUCUCUUUUGAUUGUUUUUGUUUGUUUGUUUGUUUCAUUUUUUAUUUUUGAAGGUGAUUCUGAUGUAGAGUCAAGAGGUAACAAAAUUGAGUUAUGGGCAUUGAAAUCAUCAGCAAUUUCUGUUUUCUUUCUUUACCAUCCUUUUUUCUUAGUCCUUUUUUGUUCACAUUCCGGUGUUGUCAUUUUGUGAGUUUAUGAUUGCAUUAGGACAGGCUAAAUGACUAAUGUCCCAGCAAUACUGUUUCAGUCUCUUCCAGAGGACGUAUGUGAUUGGCUGUUUUGCUGGUGUGUACAGUAUCCUCCAAUCACAGUGAGGCAAAAUCGUCAUUGUGUUUGUUACCAGUGUAAUGGCAAAGGCGUGUGCAUUCCUGACAAAUGUACUAUUUUUGUAGUUUUUGCUGUUUCCUAUUGAGGCUGAGUCGAUAUGAUGAAUAACGCAAGUCAUAACAGAGAGGCAUUCUGAAUGAGUCUGCAAUUGAUAGUGUUUAUGAUGAGAUUUCUGUAGAGCUGCUUUAGUGAAAGCCCUGACUCUGUAAAAAAAACCACAUCUUUCUUUCAUACCGAGAACAGAAAAUCUAUUGUUCAUAAAAUGCCAAUGCCAGAAUCCUUCCUUGUAUAUAAUUCAAAUGACUUUGCAAGCUUUUGUGCUUGUGCACCUCCACUCCACCACCCAGUAUUGAGCUGUCUAGUAGCUCAAAACCUGUCACUUUGCUCAUUAAAAACAGUUUCAAAUAAAACAAUCCCCACACUGAAAGCAGAAUAGUGCCUUAACUUGGUGACUUACCCAGGUCUGUAUUGCUCAUGUGUCAACCUGUAAUGAUGACAAAUUCAUAGGAAAGCAUAUUGAGGUGUAUUUCAUUUUCAAACAACAGACAUAUUCUGUGUCAAUGUUAUUCAAAUUGAAGUGUUUAUUGAAAUAUACUUUUGUUUAAAUACAUCUCUACUUUUGUUUAAAUAUGUCUAUCUGUCUGCAUGAGACCUGUCAGCAAUGUUAUGUUUAGAAAUAUGGAUCAGUUUGUGUUUUACAAAAAAGAAAAACUAAAAGGAUAUCCUAAUAAGAUAGCAAGAGACUCUGAAGGACUACGCCUGUCAAAGUAAAGUCAAGCCAAGCCUGGAAAACUUGGAACUAUUUCUCUGCAAUAAUGUAGGAUGUAGGCUAUAUAUGACCCUUGAUCACACGAAAUGUGAUUAAACAGACAAUAUGACCCUAAAUCAGACAAUAUGUCUUAUUAAACAGUGCAUCUCUCUACACAAGGGACUUUGUGUGCUGCAGCAACAUCUCACUAUUUGGACAUAAGCAAGGAGGACGUCAUGGAAUCCCUCAUACUUGCCCCAACUGGCAGCUUUUAUUUUUUGGGAAUGUGUUUCAUUUAUCAUUUUUUUGGAUGCAUGGCUUUUACUUUACCAAAAUGAAUAAAAUAUACUUGCUUUCUUUGCAUUCAUUUUUGGAGCAGCUUCUUUGAGAAUGUAAAUGUGAUGGUGAUCGGGUGAUGAUGUCAAACAAUUCGCAACACUGUGAGCUGUAGCAAGGCAAACUGUGGAACUAUGUCAGUGAUUAUUAGGCUGCAGCUUUGUAAGCGGUGAUUGGUCAUUGGGGUGUAGGGCUUUGAAAACACC